AUGGAGGCUGGAGGGCUGUGGGUCAUGCUUUGUUUUCUUCUUCUGGUGUGCUGCUCGCUCCAGCAGACCUCCUCCAAGAAGAGAACUGGCAAAAAAGACUCUGUGGACGCUGCUGCUGUUGAGAAGCUGCAGAAGCAGAUUGAUGACAUUGUUCAGGAGCUGAACUUGUUGAAGGAGCAACAAGCUUUACAGACAGUUUGUCUGAAAGGCGUCAAGAUCUUGGGCAAGUGUCUCCUGUCCAGCCCAGUGAAGAAGACCUUCCAUGCAGCCAGUGAGGACUGCAUCUCUAAAGGAGGCAGCCUGAGCACCCCUCUGACAGGAGAUGAGAACGACCAGCUGUACAGCUACGUGCGCCAGAGUCUGGGUCUGGAGGAACACAUUUGGCUGGGCAUCAACGACAUGGUAACGGACGGUCAGUGGGUGGACCAGUCGGGCUCCGGCGUGCGCUUCAAGAACUGGGAGACAGAGAUCACCCAGCAGCCAGACGGAGGCCGCAGCCAGAACUGCGCCAUCCUCUCCACCACGGCCAACGGGAAGUGGUUUGACGAGAGCUGCAGAGCCGAGAAGGCCUCGGUGUGCGAGUUCAACAUCGUCUGA
Messenger RNA from Nematolebias whitei (Rio pearlfish), 597 nucleotides. RefSeq names its product C-type lectin domain family 3, member Ba (gene clec3ba). NCBI's taxonomy places the organism in Eukaryota, Metazoa, Chordata, Actinopteri, Cyprinodontiformes, Rivulidae. Gene Ontology annotation, cellular component: external side of plasma membrane. Gene Ontology annotation, biological process: biological process involved in interspecies interaction between organisms. Gene Ontology annotation, molecular function: carbohydrate binding. The record is from RefSeq and is a predicted model, not a curated record. Bases 1 to 597 code for a protein of 198 amino acids. The transcript is spliced from 3 exons.